AUGGCCGAAGCGACAAGGAAGGUGGUCGUUUGCACCCCGGGUGGGCGGGAGCUGGAAGUGGAGAUCAGCAAGGAGGCAACCGUGUGGGCGCUGAAGGAGCAGCUGCAAAAUCAAGUUGGUGGCAGCCUGGCUGGGAUGACCUUGCUGGGGGAGGGCGAGCUCCAGGAUGACUGGAAGCUUGGGGAUGAUGCUGGGACCCUGACACUCGUGAUGUCUUCUUUUCCAACCGGAACCUUUACAUACGACAGUGGCUCACGUGAAUUUGGACCCGCAGGUAUGAACACCAGCGCUACAGUUACAGCAGAGUUUCACAAGGACGGGAGGUUUUGUAUCAAGAUGGAGGAGACCGAAAUAACAUCAGACGAUGAGGACGAUGAGUACGACCCGUACGACAACAGCGCCGCCUGGGACCACGAGUACAGGGGGACCUUUGCCUGCAGUGGACCCAGCAGGCAUGAGCUAAGGUUGUCUGUCUCCGACUGGACUCGGAAAGGCAACUUCGAGAAGCCGUCGCCUGACACCGAGUUGCAUGGGGUCUUCGAAACCUUCGAGGAGCUAAAGCUGCAGCUUCCCUUCGCGGCGGGGGGCUGCAAUGAAGGGACGGCCGGGCUGCGCUGGCUCAGCCUGCAAGCGACCUCCAGCCACAAAAUCUCGAUCUGA
Symbiodinium natans is the source of this 660-nucleotide messenger RNA. The record is from the annotation of a GenBank genome assembly. Lineage: Eukaryota; Dinophyceae; Suessiales; Symbiodiniaceae.